AACGCCUGGGGAGUGUAUGUAGUCUAUCCCCAUGGACACAAACAGUCUGCUCACACAGGCAGGAAGAACAGGUUUGACUGCUCUUGUCCCACAAUCUUCAUUAACUGACUUGCGGGAAAUGUUCUCCAUGAUUGUUUGAACGCCGACAUGAGUCAAGUGCACGCGCCUUCUCCCGAGUGUUUAGACUUCUUCCAUGAAAGGUUCCAGUAUUUGAGUAAUGGAGAGUUCUUUUGUAAACACAAACAACAAACACCCAGUAAACCUCUGUGAACAUUCUCACUUUUGUGUCUCCAGUGAACACCCUGUGCUUUAAACGAUCAAGUUGUGUCUGCAGUGAACACCCUGUGCUUUAAACGAUCAAGCUGUGUCUGCAGUGAACACCCUGUGAUUUAAACGAUCAAGCUGUGUCUGCAGUGAACACCCUGUGCUUUAAACGAUCAAGCUGUGUCUGCAGUGAACACCCUGUGAUUUAAACGAUCAAGCUGUGUCUGCAGUGAACACCCUGUGCUUUAAACGAUCAAGCUGUGUCUGCAGUGAACACCCUGUGAUUUAAACGAUCAAGCUGUGUCUCCAGUGAACACCCUGUGAUUUAAACGAUCAAGCUGUGUCUGCAGUGAACACCCUGUGCUUUAAACGAUCAAGCUGUGUCUGCAGUGAACACCCUGUGCUUUAAACGAUCAAGCUGUGUCUGCAGUGAACACCCUGUGAUUUAAACGAUCAAGCUGUGUCUCCAGUGAACACCCUGUGCUUUAAACGAUCAAGCUGUGUCUGCAGUGAACACCCUGUGAUUUAAACGAUCAAGCUGUGUCACCAGUGAACACCCUGUGCUUUAAACGAUCAAGCUGUGUCUCCAGUGAACACCCUGUGCUUUAAACGAUCAAGCUGUGUCACCAGUGAACACCCUGUGCUUUAAACGAUCAAGCUGUGUCUCCAGUGAACACCCUGUGCUUUAAACGAUCAAGCUGUGUCACCAGUGAACACCCUGUGCUUUAAACGAUCAAGCUGUGUCUCCAGUGAACACCCUGUGCUUUAAACGAUCAAGCUGUGUCACCAGUGAACACCCUGUGCUUUAAACGAUCAAGCUGUGUCACCAGUGAACACCUGAAAGCCGAGUGCGACAAGGUGUCAGUAAAGGAAGCAAAGAGAGAGAUGAGGACGGAAGGUUGGUCAGCCUCUCACCUGUCUACCUACCUGGUGGCUGCUUGAAGAGUGUGCGGGUGUCAAGGUGUCAGGCGCACCACCAGCACCUGCACGUGACAGUGUGACCUGACGUGACGCCUGGCGGCGCAACUGUCAGCCUCGUCUGUCGUCUGCUGCUCGUCGUCCGGUGCGUGCACCAGUCUCUCUCUCUCGUCGUCCGGAGCGUGCACCAGUCUCUCUCUCUCGUCGUCCGGAGCGUGCACCAGUCUCUCUCUCUCGUCGUCCGGAGCGUGCACCAGUCUCUCUCUCCCCCUCUCGCCUUAUCUUCACCUUCAACCUCGGGAGUUCACAGUUUGGGGCAGCAAGAUGGCGUCGUCGUCCCUGACCUUCGCCGACUGGCGGCAGCAGACCAACGAGGGGCUGAUGGCGACGGCCGAGAAGUUGCUGGAGCAGCUGGAGGACGUGUCCGACCUACUGACGGAGAUCGACGAGAAGUACAUCUUGAGCGAGAGCACGGAGGGCGCUGACGACGCCAAGACCAGCAUCAUCCAGAGAUUCCACAGCGGCCUGGACUCGGCGCGCAACCUCGUCAACGUCCUCAAGCGCGAGAAGUGGCGCCUCAACAAGCGCGAGAUGAGCGUGGAGCUGCGCAUGGGCGAGCUUGAGGACUACAAGACCCACCUCAAAAAGGACAUGUCGUCCUUGAACCAGACAGUGGACGCUUUGAGCAUGCGCGUGGUGCAGCUGGAGAACCAGCUGGUGGAGGCACAGGAAGUGCAAGAAAACCUGGAGGCGGAGCUGCAGGAACACCGAAACAGCCUCCAGGACUGCAACGACCGCAACAUGCAGCUGUACACGGAGAACGAGGACCUGAAGAAGGCGGUGGAGCUGCUGGGGCGGUCCAGUCUGGCCAGGGAGAAGGACAGUCUGCUGCAUGAGCUGCAGGUGCUGCAGGCGGAGAACAGCAAGCUGAAAGACAUGCUGCGUGACGCAGAAGCUACCCCACUCCGGCGCCACCCGGCGCCACCACCCGCCACAGACAAGGACGACAACCUGGCUACUUUGACGCGCGAGUUUUUGCAGGAGCUUGCCUCCCUUGACACAAAAGAGCGCCAGAAUGUUGGUAGCAGCGGCACUAGCAACACGCUAAGCGGCACUAGCAACACGCUAAGCGGCACUAGCAACGCGCUAAGUGGCACUAGCAACACGCUAAGCGGCACUAGCAACACGCUAAGCGGCACUAGCAACACGCUAAGCGGCACUAGCAACACGCUAAGCAAAGUGGGCAGUGCAGGGGCCGUAACCAUCACAUCUACUGCUGAUGUGUGACUGACUGCCCUUCCUUGACCUUACUUCACCCCAAUUAUUAUUUCUCCGAUAAACAAUCCACAAAAGGCGGACUUGUCUGUGGACAGACUUCGUCGUACCUACUCCACUUCAAUAUUUACUGCUAUGUGGUAAGGGUGGCUAGUGGAACCUCCCCUAGUGACUGGUUGCUGUGUUGUGACGAGUCCACUCGUGUGUGUGUGUGAUGGCUGUUAACAGUUUCUCAGUUUCAUCGCUUGUCCAGCUUCAGCUGGAGUCUCGCCACAGUCCGGUCACACUCCACCCCAACACAGGCAUCCAUCGUUUUCUUCAGCUUGUUUUAUUUUCUUUUUUCAUGUGCGGCAGUUUUCUUAAACUAGAUCUUAGAGUAUUUCAUUACAUGAAGCAUGGCGGUGGAGGGGAACAAACUCUACAAAAUCUACUUCACUUGCUUUCAAGGAGUUCAUUCCCUUGUAUCGAGUUGCCUCCCAACAGUCAAGUAGCGGCCAACUGCGGCACGUGUGGAAAGAAGCGGAGGAGGACUGGAAAACACAACCACCUUAAAAUUACUGGAUAAAUGUCAGAAUUUCAUAGAGUCCAUGACACAGAAAUAAUAGAAAAUUCACAAAAAAUAAUAGAAAAUUCACAAAAAAUCUCACAUUAGUCAUUAGACCAUUGACACCGGUCGGUUACUGCCAAGUCUUUGAAGGCUUCUUUCAGUAGGAUUGAGGAAAGAUGAUUAUUUCUCUAAAAUAACUGAUUAGACAUCUUUGUAAAAUUUAAAUAAGGCGUUAAGAAAAAUAAUAUCAUAACACUGAUAUACUCCAGUUUUUGUAUCAUGCUCAGAAAAAUUUAACAAUGUAAAAAUAUUUUAUUGUUGAUUGAGCGGUCUUUUUGCAGAUAUGACAUACAUAAGCAAUUGAAACAGCUUACCCGCAACCAUUUUCCCACUAAAGAAAUUUCCUCUCCUCUCCAACUAUAUCCUCCAUUGUCUUUGGCCUUCAAUUUUAUAUAUAUAUAUAAUUUUCCUGUUCACCCCUUAAGUGUUUUUUUUUUCUGGCAUUUUUGUUGUUGUUUGUUAUGGUUCUUCGCCUGGUUUUUCACUGGGAGCGACUAGUGUUUUUACAUUCCUGAUGAUGAUGAUGAUGAUGAUGAUGAUGAUGAUGAUGAUUUGAGCAACCUUCAAAGGAAAGGUCGCAGGUAAUUCGUAAUUCUUCGUGACACCGGGGCUCCAGAAGCUGUUGCAACAGUCUUGGUGCCACUGAGCACAGCGCCACAGGCUCCGGGUCGCUGGCGUCGGUCUCGCUCCACAACACAAAACACGGGUUCGUCUUGUUUUAGAGGAUAGUAAAUGUCUUGAUUCUACAGGUGGAUGUAUUUAAAGUAAACAACAAUGUGGAAACAUUUGGUGAUAUACCACACAGCUCUCUAUUUUCAUACAUUUCUCAGCAGUUUGUUUUCAAUUACCUUCUGUUACUGAUGGGGCAGUUGUCACAUUUCUACGGGAUUAUUUGGCGACACGGGAAGAUGUAAUGACAGACAAAAUCUACAAAAGGAAAAAAAUCUCGAAACUGUUUUCAAACUGUUGACUGUGAAGAGACACCUGCAGGAACAUUGACAUUGACCAGACACUGACCUGACACACGGUCAAGACCAUCCCUGGUCAACAUUCGACUGGCAAGGCCAUCUUCAACCUCGUGGCCAUCCAAUACAACAUCGAAUGAUUCAUCAGACAGACGUGUGAUGAAAAAUGGCGAGGGUAGGGUGUGUAGCUGAGGGACCUUUGGUCUGAAAAUCAAGUGCGUGGGAGGGAGGGAGAGGUAGCAGGCGAGAGGUCAAGCUUAGCAAGUCGUUUGGAGGUCGAUCCUAGACGAUAGGGACUGGCAUUCACACAUCAUAGCCCACCCUACCGCCUGGUUUUUCCACCAGUCCACAAGGUAAACACUUCUACUCUCCCGAUGAUCUGAGCAGAAACACAAACAUUAGCUAAAGAGAAGCAGAUAACAGAUUGGUUAAAGCUCUAACAUCCAAACUCGGAGGCCAGCCGGUUCGAUACCCAUGUAGCGCAGCUGUAGGGAGGUUUGGGAAGGUAAGAAAGCGAUAGAGAUGGGCACCCCCCUCCUCACAUAAAAAGCUGGCCCGAGAAAGGCGGGGUCUCUAACACCUCCGAAAGUUGGGGGACUACCUUUACCUUUUUUUUAAACCAGCAGAAAGCCACCUCUCCACCCUUGAUGGUCGGAGCUACUAUCUAUGUAAUAUCUAAUCUAGGGGACCCCAUUCUUCCCAUUCCCCCUGCCAGGCUUUGUGGCUGCCCCCAGGGUAGCGCAGUACCGGCUGUCCAGUGCUGGGGUCAGUGAGUGCUGAGGACGUUGCAGUCACGCGAGGUUACCCGUGUUGCCGGUCGAAGUAGGGGUGGAGCCGGGGUCACUUGGUGCACAUCUGACACGUGCACAAUGAACGGUGGCAUCAAACGUGUGUUUGUGUGGAUGAGAGGCAGCCUGCACCCGGGUCUUGCCACCCUGAUGACUGGUACAGCGGCCAACUCCAUGGUCUGUGGUCAGAGAGGCAGCCUGCACCGCGUGACACUGUCGUGACAAAGUAUGACAGACACCUGGACAAGGACACAGACUUGGGGCUGAUGUGAAGGACAAUGUGAGGAGCGAGCACAAUGCCCGUGUGGGGAAAUAAUGUCUUUGAUUGUGUGGAAACUUGUGUAUCCAUUGGUAGCUGUAGAGAACUUUCUUCUCAGUUGCCCUUGCCUUUUGUUUUGUGUUUUUGAAACUUGCAUAAAGGUGGCGCGCGCCGUCACACUCAGCCUC
Messenger RNA from Pomacea canaliculata, 5264 nucleotides. RefSeq lists its product as uncharacterized. NCBI's taxonomy places the organism in Eukaryota, Metazoa, Mollusca, Gastropoda, Architaenioglossa, Ampullariidae. The coding region runs from base 1507 to 2469 and encodes 320 amino acids. The transcript has 6 exons. The record is from RefSeq and is a predicted model, not a curated record.